AUGUCGGCUGCGCCGGGCCUCCUGCACCAGGAGCUGUCCUGCCCGCUCUGCCUGCAGCUGUUCGACGCGCCCGUGACCGCCGAGUGCGGCCACAGCUUCUGCCGCGCCUGCCUGAGCCGCGUGGCUGGGGAGCCGGCGGCGGACGGCACGGUGCCCUGCCCGAGCUGCCAGGCACUCACGCGGCCGCAGGCGCUCAGCACCAACCUGCAGCUGGCGCGCCUGGUGGAGGGGCUGGCGCAGGUGCCGCAGGGCCACUGCCAGGAGCACCUCGACCCGCUCAGCAUCUACUGCGAGCAGGACCGAGCGCUCGUGUGCGGCGUGUGCGCCUCGCUCGGUUCGCACCGCGGCCACCGCUUGCUGCCCGCCGCCGAAGCUCAUGCGCGCCUCAAGACGCAACUGCCGCAGCAGAAGCUGCAGCUGCAGGAGGCGUGCAUGCGCAAGGAGAAGAGUGUGGCUGUGCUGGAACAUCAGCUGAUGGAGGUGGAGGAGACGGUGCGUCAGUUCCGGGGGGCUGUCGGGGAGCAGCUGGGCAAGAUGCGGGUGUUCCUGGCGGCACUGGAGGGCUCCUUGGACCGUGAGGCCGAGCGAGUGCGGGGUGAGGCAGGGGUCGCCUUGCGGCGGGAGCUGGGAAGCCUGAACUCUUACCUGGAGCAGCUACGGCAGAUGGAGAAGGUCCUGGAGGAGGUGGCCGACAAGCCCCAGACUGAGUUCCUCAUGAAAUAUUGCCUGGUGACCAGCAGGCUACAGAAGAUCCUGGCAGAAUCACCGCCGCCUGCCCGUCUGGACAUCCAGCUGCCUGUCAUCUCAGAUGACUUCAAAUUCCAGGUGUGGAGGAAGAUGUUCCGGGCUCUGAUGCCAGUUAUGAAGGACCUGACCUUUGACCCGAGCACGGCCCACCCGAGCCUGGUGCUGUCUCCCUCCGGCCGCCGCGUGGAGUGCUCGGAGCAGAAGGCGCCGCCGGCCGGAGAGGACCCGUGCCAGUUCGACAAGGCUGUGGCGGUGGUGGCGCACCAGCUGCUGUCCGACGGCGAGCACUACUGGGAGGUGGAGGUGGGCGAUAAGCCGCGCUGGGCCCUCGGCGUGAUCGCGGCCCAGGCCAGCCGCCGCGGCCGCCUGCACGCCGUGCCCUCGCAAGGCCUCUGGCUGAUCGGGCUGCGAGACGGCAAGAUCCUGGAGGCGCACGUCGAAGCCAAGGAGCCGCGCUCACUGCGCACCCCGGAGAGGCGGCCGUGGCGCAUUGGGAUCUACCUAAGCUUCGGCGACGGAGUCCUCUCCUUUUAUGAUGCCAGCGACGCCGACGCCCUCGAGCUGCUCUUUGCCUUCCACGAGCGCCUGCCCGGGCCCGUGUACCCCUUCUUCGACGUGUGCUGGCAUGACAAGGGCAAAAACGCUCAGCCGCUGCUGCUCGUAGGGGCUGAUGGCGAGGAGGCCUGA
This is a messenger RNA of Neomonachus schauinslandi (Hawaiian monk seal), 1434 nucleotides long. RefSeq names its product tripartite motif containing 72 (gene TRIM72). The record is from RefSeq and is a predicted model, not a curated record. The transcript is spliced from 6 exons. Gene Ontology annotation, molecular function: zinc ion binding; protein binding. The coding region runs from base 1 to 1434 and encodes 477 amino acids. Lineage: Eukaryota; Metazoa; Chordata; Mammalia; Carnivora; Phocidae.